Messenger RNA from Helicoverpa zea (corn earworm), 1714 nucleotides. RefSeq lists its product as uncharacterized. Lineage: Eukaryota; Metazoa; Arthropoda; Insecta; Lepidoptera; Noctuidae. The transcript is spliced from 2 exons. The record is from RefSeq and is a predicted model, not a curated record. The coding region runs from base 281 to 1714 and encodes 477 amino acids.
UGAAAACCUCGGAUGUCUCAUUUCCUCAUUUUUUUUUUUAUUUUUUCUUUGGAUUGAUAAACUCGAUAAGCACAGAUUACUCUAACAAACUUUCGAAUCAGAUACUCCUAGCGCCAUCUAUGACGUGCUAUGAGAACCUUGUAUCAAAAUAGGAUCCACCAUUUUCGUCUGAGAAACUCGCCAGUGCGGUUGAUACUAACGUUGUUCCGGAUUAAAAAUUGAAGAAAGUGUGUAAAAAGUGCCCAAUUUGUGUUGUAAAGUGUCAAAAUACAUCGAAAAAAUGCAAGAGUCUGAAAUAGAAAGUGAAGAAAAUGAUCAGAAUUCCUACAUUGUUGGAGACGAUGUUACAUAUUUGAAAGACUCGGGCAAGGAACCUUCUAUCAAUACAUUAAUUCAGCAAGAUUUAAUGCAGUUCCAACUUCCAGAGCCCAUCUUAGGUUCAGCAUGUUUUAUUUCUUCAAGUCGUACUGAUUCGCCAAUUUCUGGCGAAAUAUUACCAUUUUCACAAGAUCCCAUGCUAAAUGCAGCUUGCAAGUUGACUACCUGUUCUAAUUAUGAUCUUGGAAAAUAUUCUCCAGAAAUUGUACCAAAUCCACGACGGCGUCGUCGUCGCACAAAGAAACCCACAUCUAAUCAGAUGGCUCCAGAAAAUGAGCCACUGCAGCAGCUGCAGCUACAAGCGCAACUAAAUAAAGUAGAUUGUCAUUCUUCGAAUGUUUCUGCACCAAAGGACUUAGUUUUAGACAGUAAAGGACCAGUCAUAACUUCACCUGAAAUAAUACCCGCAAAAAAACAGUGCACUAUUCAAAUAAAACCUACGAAUACAUCCCACAAAUCUCGUUCACCUGAUCUAGAAAUACAAGAUCAUACAAAAUCUUCGCAGUCACGAGCUUUGAUUGAAAAACAGCAUGACACCGACUAUCACAUGACAGACACUAAUAAUAGUACACCACAACCAGAAAAAAAAUAUCACAGAUCAUCCACUCCCAUACCAAUUUCAAUAAUUACUCUAAAUGCCCCGCGAAACAGUAGUUUUGACGUGGUUGUUGAUGAACUUCCCUUAGAUUUAAGCAUGAAAGAAUAUAUCACUCAGGAUAACAUCAACAAUAACCAUCAACAUUUACCUGCAUGUGAAGGAAAAAUGCCAAUACCGCCAGUUUCUUCAACUUUUCACACGCCGUCAUCGCUUAUUUCACUAUCGCUUGCAGUAAUUUCAAAGGAGUCCUUAACUUUGCUAGUGCACUCUUCAAAGGACUUAUUACCAACGGUUGAAAAACAAAGCUGUCCUAUACCUUCUACCAGUAGAGCUGAUUCGGUGUCUCCACGUCCUUCCUUCAACUUUGAUGAUCCGUGGAAUAGUGAUUUUUCUCCUGACGAUGGGGAUCCCGACUAUCAACCAAGUGAACAGUUAAAUACAUCACAUACUUCAAAUGAAUCGUUGACCCUAGAACCAGUUGAUGAGACAAGAGUGAAGCGAAAACGGGCCAAGCGAGGCAAAGCAAAUAAAGAAAACUGGACUUAUAAUCAAAAUAAAAUUAAAAGAAUGAAGGGAGAGAGUUACAGUGGGAGGAGAAAAACAGAAGACGGCAAAAUUGUGUUCGAUCUUGAAAAAAAUGAGCGUAGUGUUCAGCCUCGUUGUGAUCAUAAUGAUUCUUGCAAAUAUUUUGAUUGCUACAAAUUAACAGAAGAAGAUCGAAAUAUGUUAAGAAAUUAA